AUGGGUGCUGCGGUGUCGCUGCUUGAAGAUCGUAUCCGAAGUGGACUCCUGGACUCGCGCCUGGCUGACAUCAAGCAGACAAAGAAGACCCGUGAGAUGGAGCUCGCGCUGCGGAUCGCAACCACACGGGAAAGGCUCCUCUGGGUGGCGGCGUACUAUGCCUUCGUGGGUGGUGUGUCCCUGGCUCGGAGUGCCACCCUGCGAUGGCAGGGCAUUAGGCUGCACUGGGACAAUGCCUUCCUGCCCUUGAACAUUACGUUCUUCUGCAUGCCGCCCUUCCUCUUCACCUACCAACUAGAUCUGGCAUUAGCACCGGCACAGCUUUGGGGGCUGCCUGUUGGCGGAAAGGCCAACCGCAUUUCGGAGGAAGCGCUGGCAAUUCGAGAAGGGUGCAGACAUCGAUGGUUCAGCUGCCCCUACUUGCCGGAAGUAGACGACGGCACGCUUUGGAUUCACAAGCCGGUUUGCUUGCCCGUGGUUUUCGAGCACGCCUACCACCGAGAACGGGCACUGAGCAAUAAAGCAAGAGAAGCCAAAGG
Symbiodinium sp. CCMP2456 is the source of this 539-nucleotide messenger RNA. The record is from the annotation of a GenBank genome assembly. NCBI's taxonomy places the organism in Eukaryota, Dinophyceae, Suessiales, Symbiodiniaceae.